CAGCGAGUAUAAUCACAACCGUUAGGAAGGCAAGGAAUCCUCACGUUGAAUAAUAUUUUGCCGUUUAAAAAUAGUAAGUAAUAAUCGAAAAGUCACGUGUAUUAUUUUGAAGUCAUGUGUAUUACACUUAGAAUUUACUGAGCACUUUAAAAACUAUGGGUUGUAUCCAGCUAAGUUCUACCCUGAGUAGACACACUGAAAUUAAGAUCUCUAUAUUAGUCACAUCCAUUAAUUUUAGUAGUGAGCAUGACUAAAAUUGGAUACAAUUCUAUUAUGCACAGCACUGACUCUGUGCAACAAGAUUUAUAAAUCAAUACAUACUGGAAUUAUUCUCUUUCUGCAAGUUCUUUAGCACUUAAAAGAGCUCUGUGAAGGAAGAAUAACCCUAAUAUUUCAUAUGUCUACUUUGUGUAUAUGACCAACCAACCAACAGCUCCUCUUUCUGGUCUGUAGAAACAGAUAUCUUUCUGCUCAUAUUCAGGCAUGAAAAGACAGAACACAAAACUAUUAAUGUUUAGCCCAGAAUAAAACAGUUUAAUCACUUGGUGUCAAGAAUGAAUGAGAAGUAUGUCUACUGGGGCUGGAGAGGUAUUUGGAGCCAUGCUUUAUCUAUAGCUGCAUAAAAAGCUGGGACCAGAGCAAUAUUCCAAAAGUUUCAGCAAUGACAAGCAAGUCUUCACCAGAGGUACUCAAUACCGUGUUAGAAACUCAGAUAUGUAAGCUAUUCACUAAAUGGCUCCUUAAACCUAGACUAUGGGCGCAACAACAGAAUGUCUAGUCACCACCAGGAGGGGGGGGAGAUUGUGUAUAUUGUCAAUGUUAAUAUAUUUUACAAUUCAGUCACACAUUUUAACAAUUACGGUAAUCUUUUUUUCAAAACAAGUGAACUAAUAUACAAUUCACAUCAAUGACUCAUUUUUAAUAACACAUUUUUCAUGGCAAUUAUUAACGGACCACCAGAAACAUUAAUGGGGGUUAGCCUCAGCAGUAGUGGACAAUCAUAAGUCAUUUGAACAAUUAAUAUUUAUAAAUACGGGUAUGUACAGAGAUACUCUUAACCAAAUAUAUUAAGUCGCAGGUUCAUCAAGUACUGCAGUCACAGUUAAAUAUGUUUGUUAUAUCAGAAUUCUUGGAAGAACAGGCCUAACCGCAGAAUCCUAAACAUUUCAACACAGAAAUAGAUGCUACUGAAUUCAAAAGAGGCUGCUCUCAGGCAAAUGGGAUUGGGAUCACAACCUAAUUCAUUAUUUUUCAGCAGUACCUCUAUAAUAGCAUGUUUAUGAAUACUCCAUUCGCAAGAUAACAUGUUUUGCAGGACUGCCUGUACAGCUGAGUCUUCAGAAUCUUGUUACCUAAAAGGUUUUGGGUACUUGGGAUGCCCCAUUUCUUGUGGCAUGUAAGCUCAGAGACCAGAGGCGGUGGUGGCUGUUGUCCAGUGGACUCCCACAGAGAGAGGAGAGAAGAGGAGGCCGAGGGAACACUUCACAAGGGAGGGUGUUCAAAAAGAGGUGAGGGGCUGCCCGCAGGCAACAGGGGAGCUGCAGAAAGAAUGGUUGGUCAAGGGAGCAGUGGACUCAGAAAGGUUGAAAACCUCUGGUGUACAUGAUCAACAUCCAGCUCAAUUGUCUACCAGCUUGCACUGCUCAGAUUAGAACUCUAACACAUAUGUUACUAUUAUUAUAGUUGUUGUUUUUGUUGCUGUGGUAAUUUUCAGCAAAGUUCCAUGAUUCCUACUGGGGCAAAACCCUAGCGUGUGCAAGCUUGACUCAACAACAGAUGGCAACAUUCUUUCUUUAGAAUUUAGGCAGCAACCCUAUGGAAAACUUCACACAUAUAUUUUAAAAUCAGCUAAGACUGCCAUCCUCAGUCCACUUAUCUGUAAAUAAGCUUCAAUGAAUUCAAUGGGAUUAGCUUGAGUAGGCAUGUAUAGGAUUGCAUUGUAAAUGUAUCUAUACUGGGGAGGUAAAAUAAUUGGGAGCUGAGUCCUGUGGUAUGGAGUACGAUGAAAUACUUCCACCUUUUCCUCUCUGUAUCCAUACUGAAUGAACUCUGAUUUCAGUAAGCAGCACUGUAUAGUGCUAAAGUUAGGGGGCUAAGUGGCACUGGUACACUCAAAAUAUAAAACAAUAAUUAUCAUAAGUCUUUCUUUUUCAGAAAACAAAUAACAAAUGUAUCAUGGCAGGAGCUUUCAUGGACCACUGUUCAAUCCAGAUGCAUGAAGUUUUUAUCCCAGGUUGUAAGUAAAUGUGCGUGGCAUGGUAUACUUGUAUACAGACAUAUACACGUUAGGUAGGUGGAGUGUAAACAGUGAGAUUAAAUGGAAAAACUAAAUCCAGAUUUUCCACAUUUCAUUUCCCUCUGAUUUCACUGCUUACAAUAAGCACCUGAUAAAUUUUGGGGUAAUACUAAUAUUAACAGUCUUCCAACAUUUAUAACAGGCCUCUGUCUCCUCAGAAGUAAUCCUCUCUGGGCUCUAGAGGACUUACUCUCAAGGACCGAAGUCUUAUUUUACUAAUCCUGAGGGAAAGAAGAAACUUUACAACUUCUAUAAUGAAAGGAGAGUCAAGCCCAAAUUCUUAAAGAAGGAAAGUAGGCAAUGGAGGUGGGAGGAACAAAAGCUUGCAUAAUCUCCCCUCUUUCUUCCAAAUGUCCUCACCAGCUGCUAUUUCUGACAACAGAACAAGGGGGCAACAAAAUAUAUUAUUUGGGGGACAAGUUGGUGAUGGUAACCCACCUUCCCCUUCCAUGUUGUCCUCUGCUCAGUUUUCAAAAAUUAAUUUGAUAAACACACUCACUGACAUGAUCUUUCUGAUGUUUGGCAGCACUUCAUCUUCAAGUCCACCAAGCCUACCCCUCUCUCUCAACUCACAAACCUUUCAGGCAAAGCAAUAAAAAUAUUAUAAAGGCAAGCUAUAGCCUGCCACACUCACACUCUUAAUGUAGCUCCUCUGCUCUCUGAAUGAAUAAAAGAUAAAGAUUGGAAAAUGCUGCAAACUGGAUUGGUUGGAGGCAUUGAUUGGGACCACCCUUUCUCAACGGUAUAUUGCUCUGUCCUGAAGGCCUGCUGAAUGUUGGGAGGGAGGGUUAAUAGAGGGGUGCUCCAUCCCAAUGCCCUCCCUCAGGUUUUUCUGUGUAUGAAGGAAAGAGCUGAUAUGGGGGGAAUUGUCCCCACCACAGCAAACAGGGGUGAGACCUAGCAACACAUCAUAUAGCGAUUGUUCAAUGGAUGCAUGCAUGCUGAGGCUUGUAGCUGCCUGGCCUUCAGAGGAAGACUGAAAAUGGAGUCCAGAGAGAUUGAGAGAGUAAUUUGGUGAAGGCCGGGUGGGGGCAAAGAGUGGAGCUCUGAUGGGGGCAAUCAUCAUAAUCUAAAGUGAAAUCCCCCUUGAGAGAUGGAUUAAUGAGUGUGUGUUGCAGGGAGAAUAGCAGAGACUGGGUUCUUCUGGCUUUAAGAGUUCUGGAAUUAUUGGGAGAGCAAUGCUCCACUUGUGCAAACUCACCGUCAUCCCCAACACUCUAAACCAGAAGAACAAAGCAGAAGCAGAGCUUAGAAUUUGACUGGGGUUUGGAGUCUUGCUCUGAAAAUGAACAAGCCAAGAUGAGUUCCACUUCUCUGGACAGGCAAGCAAAUGCCAUGACCUAAAUUUACCAACCCACCAUAUACAGUGGUACCUCAGGUUAAGAACUUAAUUUGUUCUGAAGUUCCAUUCUUAACCUGAAACUGUUCUUAACCUGAGGUACCACUUUAGCUAAUGGGGCCUCCCACUGCUGCCACACCGCCACCGCCCAAUCUCUGUUCUCAUCCUGAAGCAAAGUUCUUAACCUGAGGUACUAUUUCUGGGUUAGAGGAGUCGGUAACCUGAAGCGUCUGUAACCUGAAGCAUCUGUAACCCGAGGUACCACUGUAUAUCAAUGUCUAUAAACAUUUUGAAUAAAUCUGCAUAGUUUAGCCACUUAUUUGUAGUUCAGUCAACAGCUAAAAGUGGUUACCAUGGAUGCAGUUCACAGUUGUACCCACGCAUCAGUGCUGAGAAACUGAACAAGUAGGUGGCUACAGGAUAUCUGAACCCUGAUAGCGCAAAGAGGCUGGAUUUUUUCUGCAGCAAUAAGCUCUACUGCACCCAUAAAUCAUAGGUUGGAAUAAAUUAUCUUAAUAGUUAUGCUCUCUCCAGGUUACAUAAGUUUCCCAGUAAUGAAAAGCAGCGUAAUAGCAAAUGCCACACAGACGUUCUACCAUGGCAGGCAUCAUUGCUCAGUCAUUUUGUGUUUAUAAAGCACCUACAAUAAGAUGUAUAUAAUAACUAGGUAAAAUGGUAACCAAGGCCUUGCCCACCUAUUUAUCAUAAAAGUGUUCAGAAGACAGCACCAAAUGAAGCUUACUGUUUUUUAACAUGAAACAAAAGCUUCAACUAUUUUAACUGGUCUUAGACCCCACAUACAGUAUAUGGAAACCUAAUACAUACUCAUCUGUACUGUAAUCCAAACCAAGGCUACUAACAUAUCUAAAAGCAUGCCUAACAGAAAUGUUACACAGCCUCUAGAUUGAGUUCAAAGCAUUUCCCUGGGUUAUCCAUUCCAAUGAAUAAUAAUAAUAAUAAUAAUAAUUUAUUUGUACCCCGUCCAUCUGACUGGGUUGCUCCAGCCACUCUGGGAGGCUUCCAAACUAUAUCAAAACAUAAUAAAACAUUUAAAAGCUUCCCUUUACAUAAUAAUAACAAUAAUUUAUUAUUAUGAGCAGAUGACCACCUUGAAAGGAGGCUCCCACUGCAGUUCCCUAACGUUUUCUCGAUCUGCAUGUGGGUUGGUAGCUGUUCAAGGUACAGUUGAGUUUACAUUUGCAAGGCCUGUGCCAUAAACAGCUUUAUAAAAACAAAUACAGUCACUUUGAACUAGUCCCAGAAGUUAAUACGGAACCAAUGUAAUGCUGCAACACUGGUAGGACCAAUUUCCUCUUCCCAGUAUCAGUUAGGUAGGGCAGGAUGCAGCAUUUUGAACCAGAUGUUCCAAACCACGCACAGGCAAACUCAGCCCUCCAGAUGUUUUGGGACUACAACUUCCAUCAUCCCUAGCUAACAGGAUUAGUGGUCAGGGAUGAUGGGAAUCCCAAAACAUCUGGAGGGCCGAGUUUGCCUAUGCCUGUUCCAAACCAUUUUCAAUAGUAACUCCACGUUAACCACAAUGUAGCAGUCAAUCCUAUAAAUUGCACAAUGAAUAAAGACUACUGCAAACAAAGUGUCAAAAAGAUAAGAAAGAUUCAAGAUUCAGUACAGUGGUACCUCGGGUUACAUACACUUCAGGUUACAUACGCUUCAGGUUACAGACUCCGCUAACCCAGAAAUAUUACCUCGGGUUAAGAACUUUGCUUCAGGAUGAGAACAGAAAUCAUGCUCCAGCGGCGCGGUGGCAGCAGGAGGCCCCAUUAGCUAAAGUGGUGCUUCAGGUUAAGAACAGUUUCAGGUUAAGAACGGACCUCUGGAACAAAUUAAGUACUUAACCCAAAGUACCACUAUACAAAGAAACCUCUACGUGGCACAUACCCUGCAUACACACCCCAACACCCCUGUCACUGCUGGAUUCACUUUCACUAUUCCCUCAAAAAUAGCUACCAGGCAUUAGUUUAGAACUGGCACCACUAUUCUAUCUUGUACUUUAAAAAUGACAAAUUGAACUUAAGUGAGUUAUUGAAUGAUCCUGAAUUCUAAAUCCCCAGUGCCUCUAUAUAGAUACUGAACAACAAAAUCACCUUUCUGAAAUGUGCUGGAUUCUAUUAAAGACAACUAAUUUAAGUAUAAAAAUCUGUCAUUUUCAGCUACCAGGUGUAUACUGCAGGCAGAAGUUUGGAAGUUUGCAAAUCACAUGGGAAGAACACCCUUAUUACACAAGUAGAGCAGGUAAGUCUAAGCAACAUCAAUCCCAUAAAUUAGCCAUGGCUCCAGUAAUUUAUGAACCUAACAUGUUUGAUAAAUCAACACUAGUACCACACACUGCUAAAAGAAUUUAGUCACAUUCCAGUACAGCGGUACCUUGGUUUGCAACCGCUUUGGUUUACAACCGUUUUCUAUUACAACCACGUCAAACCCGGAAGUGUGUGUCCCUUUUUUUGGAUUACAACCAAUUUUUUGGGGGGAGGCCCCAUUGCCGAAAACACGCCUUGGGUUACAACCUGUUUUGGUUUACAACCAGACCUCCAGAACGGAUUAUGGUUGUAAACCAAGGUACCACUGUAAUAUCAAUGAUGCUAACUCCUAGAUGUGUACUUAAACGUCAGGCUACCAGAAUAAAAAUUGCUAAAAUUUUAUUUUUCCUUGUGUCUGUGAAAUUUGCUCUAUUUCUGAAUCAUGCAGCCUUCAGUUUUAGUAACAAUUUUUAAAAAAUCUAUUCUACAGCUUUCUAACAGGAAGACAGUGACCAUUUUAGGAGCGCCCAAUGUUUGUAGCUGCUCACGCGCACAUUGCAUCAAACCCGGAAGUGACCCAAAAACAUUACAAAAAGAGGUGGAACAGGUUGGGGCAUUUGCAGGCUUUUUCAAUGGUGUUUCAAAUAUACACAAUGUGUGGUGCCUUGGAACGAAACCCUGCAUAAAUUGGGAGUUUUCUGAAGGUGCAGAGUGACAGGUCACCCACGGUAGUGGAGAUCGAAACAUCUUCUGGUAAUAUACUUCAUAUACCACAUAUAAGAUUCACUCAGGUCCUAACAAAGAAUUAAACAAACUUGCUCCCCCCCCCGAAAUAAACAAGUUGUAUUUUAUAAAUAAUGUAGUGCAGAAGCAUAUGCAGGCAUUCCAUCUGCACUACAAUAAGACAGCCAAACUUUAAGCAUGACUUGAGAGACUGAUUUAACAAGACUUAGUUUCAAGUAACUGUGUUUAAGAUUACCUCUGGUUUUCAGCUGCAUAUUUUUAACAAACACAGAGAUACACUAGUAUAAUCCUUGGACACCAUAUGAAUCUUGCACACAUGGUAGUAUCAACUGGACAAACACC
Molecule: messenger RNA, 6979 nt
Organism: Podarcis lilfordi (Lilford's wall lizard)
Lineage: Eukaryota; Metazoa; Chordata; Lepidosauria; Squamata; Lacertidae
Source: the annotation of a GenBank genome assembly